AUCUAAUGCGCAUGUUCAGUGCUCCGCCUUGUUCCACCGGGAUAAUCGUCUUCCUCGCUGAGAAACUUGGCCCGUCCAUGAAUUAUAUCUGAUCUUAUUUGUUUUUUGGUCCUCGGUAUGGACUCUCAAAAAGAGGCCCUACAAAGGAUUAUUACCACGUUAGCGAACAAGAAUGAGGAGCUGCACAAUUUCAUUGAAACACUUAGUCACUCCUUGGCAGGGGUGCAGGUGAACUCCACACAAGUAGUCUCUGACCUGGAGGAGGAGUUUGACACGUUAUUCUCCAUCCUGGACGAGAUGAAGGAGAGCAUGACCAACACCAUCAAGCAGGAACAAGUCAGGAAGUCACAUGAGCUCCAGAACCAGUUAACGCAAAGCACCAAUGCCUUGGAGAGUGCCGAGGAGCUUCUCGAGUUUGCAAACAAUGCUCUCGACAUCAAAGACGAUGAUGAGUUUGCAAAGGCUGCCAAACAGAUCAAAGAUAGGGUAACGAUGGCUCCGGCCUUCCGCUUGACCAUGAAGCCCAAAGCCACAGAUAGCAUGACGCAUCUCAUGGUGGACUUCUCCCAGGAGCGACAGCUGCUCCAGAACCUCAUCUUCCUCCCUGUUCCUCGAGCGCCCGAGAUUGACGCGCAGGACUGUCUGGUGGUGGACAACACGGUGACCGUGGUCUGGAGGAUGCCAGCGGAGGACAACAAGAUCGACCACUACAUCCUGGAGUACAGGAAGACCAACCACGAGGGCCUGCCCCGCGUCAAGGACGAGCGCGCCUGGGAGGUGGUGGACAACAUCAAGACCACAGAAUACACACUUACAGGCUUGAGAUUUGACUCCAAAUACAUGAACGUCCGGGUACGAGCGUGUAACAAGGCUGCCGCAGGGGACUACUCAGAUCCAGUCACACUGGAAACCAGAGCAUUCAUCUUCAGCUUCGAAUCGGCAUCGUCACACCUGAACCUGAAGGUGGAGGACGGCAGCGUGGAGUGGGACCCUCAGGGGGGCAAGGGCCUCGAGAGUAAAAUCAAGGGCAAGGAGAACAAGGGCAGCGCACACCUUGCCAAUCUGAAGAACAUGUCAAGAAGUGGAACGCCGUCUCCCAAGAGAGCGUCGACUGUGCGGUCGCCGGCGGUAAGAGGAGGCAGGGAUCGCUUUACAGGAGAAUCCUACACAGUGCUGGGUGACAUGAGUAUGGACUGCGGUCAGCACUACUGGGAGGUGAGGGCCUUGAAGGACUGCAAGUCCUACAGCAUUGGGGUGGCCUUCAAGAACCUGGGCAAGUUCGACCAGCUGGGCAAAACCAACACGUCCUGGUGCAUCCACGUCAACAACUGGCUGCAGACCUCUUUCGCCGCCAAGCACAACAACAAGGCAAAGAGUCUGGAUGUGACCAUGCCCGAGCAGAUAGGAGUGUACUGUGACCUGGACGGAGGUCAGCUCUCCUUCUACAAUGCAGAAAGCAAACAGUUACUCCACACAUUCAAGACAAAAUUCGGCCAGCCUGUAGUACCAGCUUUCAUGGUGUGGUGUGGUGGGUUGACCCUGGCCACAGGACUUCAGGUCCCCAGUGCAGUAAGGAGUUUUCAGAAGACGGAGAACGGCAUUGGCGGCUCCAGUAGUAGUCUCAACAGCAUGGCACAGUAGCCUAUGCUUAUCCAAGAACUCACCUCCUCCCCCUUCCUGAUUCCUGUGCAAGCCACUCCCCAUAUCCCGUGCAUUUCCUGAAGAGAGACACAUCCAUGAACUUAGACCCUGUGAAGCAUUAUGGGAAACUGAGUCUUUUUGUGGCACUCAAGCAGCUCGACCUCGCCUUCACUCUGACUUGACUGGAGAUUCUUCCCUUCGGUUUGAGAGAGGUUUCUCUCAACCUCGAUAUCUGAGAGACUUCUCUGGCUCUCUUUCUUUUGGGGACAUUUGCAUCAGGAAUGCUAGCUGCUUAAUCAGGGAAUAGAUGAGUGCACUUUUUCUUCCUUUACUUUGUUCUAGGUUGAAUGCUGUUUUUUUUAGAUUUUAUUUCUGAAGUGAGUGUGUUCAGGCAUGAUAACAGUGUCCUUUACCUGCUGAUACCUGUUUUAUUCUACUAAUAUACUUCAAGAUAUCAGUGUAUUGUUUGUGUGUGUGCGUGUAUGUGUGAUUAUGUGUGUAUGUAUGUGUAGAGAUGACUGGGAAUAUGGCUGGCCGUAACCAUCUAUUUAAUUCGAGGCAUUUUUCCUUGAAUCUUCAUUGCCAUUUCUCAACUGAAUAGAGUAACCUUGUCUUCUUCAAACAAACAAAUGUUUACGCUAUGUACAGAAUCUGAUGUGGAGAGACUUAACUGCAGAAGACUUUUUGCACAGUGUAUAAUAUGUAGCGCUGCUUUUUACAACCCUUCUGUUAUUGCUGAUCCAUUUCUGUCACAGUUCUACCCUCAACCUACCCCAGGACUGGAUAUGCACCUACGAACCUGGACUUCAACUUGUUUUGUAUGCACUGUUAUCAGAGAAGUUGUGCUCUUUUGUCAUGUUCACCCUACAUACAAUGUAGUCCUGCUCCCUGGAAAAUAUAUAUAUUAAUGAUUUCUGGAAGUGUUCGUCCUGCCAUGAAAUAAAUUAUUAAAUCAA
Clupea harengus (Atlantic herring) is the source of this 2597-nucleotide messenger RNA. RefSeq names its product fibronectin type III and SPRY domain containing 1 like (gene fsd1l). The record is from RefSeq and is a predicted model, not a curated record. Gene Ontology annotation, molecular function: protein binding. Lineage: Eukaryota; Metazoa; Chordata; Actinopteri; Clupeiformes; Clupeidae.